AUGUCUGGCUUUGGUUUGGAUAGUCUUGUGGUUGGGAGUGCAGACCCAAAACGGAAGGCCCUUCUGAAAGGGCCACAGUCCCGCAACUGGACCUCAUUUAUUGAAGCUAUCACCGCGGACGGCCGUUGGUUCUUGACGGAAUUCGGCAAAAUAGCCGACUGGCAUUACAUAACGUCGCCCAACGGAUGGACGGACAACCAUAUCGCUAUUGAGUGGCUUGAGAGGGUCUAUUUGCCCCAGACGCGACCAGCCGAUGCCUCAGAUGCUAGACUGAUCAUAUUAGAUGGACAUGGAAGUCAUGCAACGGAUGCAUGGAUGGCCACAUGCUUUUGA
Molecule: messenger RNA, 333 nt
Organism: Hirsutella rhossiliensis
Lineage: Eukaryota; Fungi; Ascomycota; Sordariomycetes; Hypocreales; Ophiocordycipitaceae
Product: DDE superfamily endonuclease domain-containing protein
Exons: 4
Coding region: 1-333 (110 amino acids)
Molecular function (GO): nucleic acid binding
Source: RefSeq, a predicted model, not a curated record